AUGGGAGCUGCGGUGACGAAAUCUGAAGCUCUGCAAAAGGAAUGGGUUCCAGAGACAAAGCUAGAGGCUAAAAUCAUAGAAGCCGUGCAACGCAGGGCAUCGAGAGGCACCACAAUGAAAUCUUUCAACAGUAUUGUUCUCAAGUUCCCCAAGAUCGAUGAUGGUCUUCGAAACUGCAAAGUCAUUUUCCAAGAGUUUGAUAUCGAUUCGAAUGGGUCGAUUGAUCAUUCAGAGCUUAAGAAUUGUCUGAGGAAGCUAGAGAUCUCGUUCGAGGAAGACGAGAUAAGCGAUUUGUUCAAGGCUUGUGAUAUCAACGAGGAUAUGGGGAUUACAUUUACAGAGUUCAUUGUUCUUCUCUGCCUUGUCUAUCUUCUUAAGGACGACUCAUCCACUCUCCAGAAGCAAUGGAGACUGGGAAUGCCAAAGCUGGAACCGACGUUUGAGACGCUGGUCGACACAUUUGUGUUCUUGGACGAGAACAAGGAUGGAUAUGUUAGCCGCGAGGAGAUGGUCCGAGCCAUUGAUGAAUCUGGAGAACGAUCCUCCGGCCGGAUUGCAAUGAAGAGAUUUGAGGAAAUGGACUGGGACAAGAACGGAAUGGUGAACUUUAAAGAGUUUUUGUUCGCGUUUACACAGUGGGUUGGGAUAGAUGAGAAUGAAGAAGAAGACGACGAUGACAACAAUGGGAAAGCUUGA
This is a messenger RNA of Microthlaspi erraticum, 696 nucleotides long. The record is from the annotation of a GenBank genome assembly. NCBI's taxonomy places the organism in Eukaryota, Viridiplantae, Streptophyta, Magnoliopsida, Brassicales, Brassicaceae.